AUGGACGAGAGUAAGUUUGUGGUUGUGAAGAAACGGUACCUUGACUUCGUAAGAGACGCACAGAUAGACGAUAGUUUCACGGGUGAAAAUAGCAGCUUUACAUGCGCGUCUCCACGUCGCUCCCACUCUCUAAACGCCAUGUACGCGGACAUCGAGAACAAUAACAGGUCGUGUGUCUUGAACUUGAAUGGGAGUUAUGUUCACAAGGCUCCAGAGGACAAUGCGCAGAGUGAAACCUUAUCGGACUGCGUGGAUGCGACUACGGUUCGCGUCCUAAACAUCCCCCAGCAUCAGGCGAUCCGGGGAGGCAAAGCCGGAGCCGUGUUUGCUGUGGUCGCUGUUAAAUCUCCACCGAGGACCAUUGCAGCCUGCAAGGAUGAGCUGCAUCACAAAACAACAGACGAGCCUAUGGUGCUUACCACGACCUCUACAACGAACCCCAGUGCUUAUCUUCCAGACCAUAAACGUAGUGAAGGUAUGCAUGGAUGGGCCAACAGACAGGCUGAUGAUUUAGUACAAGCCCCAGUGCCCCCAGUGAGGCCCCCUGCUCCAAGCAAGAAUUCAAAACAAGGAGAAGAGACAAAGAUGGACAACCCCUGGUGUUUGUCUUAUGGCCGGCUGUUGUUUCUGCUGCUGACCACCUGUACCUGUCCCGGAGCGAGCCCGCACGGCGCGGCCUUCUACAACCUGAGCGACGCGACGCAGCAUCCGCACGGGAAUAUCUUUUCUCCACUGAUCAAAGCUCUCUCACAGUACGAAGGCGCCAGCUGGAACCCAGAGUGGAGGAAGAGGAUCAAACCAGAGCACAAAUACAUCAAGUAUUUGACAAAAGUGUACAAACAGUCCUCCAGAGUGCAAAGAAGUGUGAAGGGAAGUGACGCGUACAACACCGUGCGGCUGAUCAAACCCCUGGAGGAGUCCUUUGUGCAAAAUGAUGAAGUCUUCCCCACCACGCGGGGGCGGUACGUCCUCAAAUCCAGUGAAGACAAGGACACAGGCGCUAGCAUUAGCUGCGGCACGAAAAUGGGACGCCACUUUGGAGACUUGGCAAAGAUCAGACAUGUGAUCACAUACUCAAUCUCUCCCUUUGAGCAGAGGGCUUUCCCAAACUACUUUUCUAAAGGAAUUCCCAACGUGUGGAGACGGGUUACUUCUUCCUUUUUCAAAGUUGCCCCUCCAAUGAUCUUGAUGUAUACGUGCUACACAUGGGGCAAUAACGUGCACCAGCAGGGGAAGAGGAAGAAUCCCAGCGACUUCGAAAAAGAUGAAUAA
Knipowitschia caucasica is the source of this 1272-nucleotide messenger RNA. Lineage: Eukaryota; Metazoa; Chordata; Actinopteri; Gobiiformes; Gobiidae. The record is from the annotation of a GenBank genome assembly.